This is a messenger RNA of Mercenaria mercenaria, 2997 nucleotides long. RefSeq lists its product as uncharacterized. The transcript has 2 exons. The coding region runs from base 2293 to 2997 and encodes 234 amino acids. NCBI's taxonomy places the organism in Eukaryota, Metazoa, Mollusca, Bivalvia, Venerida, Veneridae. The record is from RefSeq and is a predicted model, not a curated record.
GGUCGUAAUUUUUAUAGACUGUUUCAUCUUUAAUAGUAACUUGCGCCGUGCAUUAAGUCUUUUCCAGAGCGGGAAAAUGAUACUUAACCCUCGCGCAUGCGCCAAAUUUCCGAUAGUGUCCGUCAGGUUUUUAUUAUGUUGUAUCGUCUGCUAUUUAAUUGAAUCGGGGCUUCUCGGUAAUGUACGUAAUAUCACGGAUAUUAACGGAAGUUUCCGAGGCAAUUCAUCCAUGUGUUUGUCCGUGCAGUUUUGUGAACACUUGUCAUGUUUGUCCAAUCGUCUUGUUUGUCUUACAUGAUUGAAUGAGAGAUAGAAUGAGAGAAAGAUAUACAUUGGUCUGUUCUUUUUAUCCUCUUUGCACUUUUCACCGCCAAAAUCCUUCGGCCCUCAGUGCAGUCUUUCUUCUCUUACGAGUAAGAUGGGAAAACAUUAAAGUAGAAUUCAAAUUAUUUUGAAUUUAUCUGAUAAUCCUCAGUUAAUUCACCAGACGCUGUGGCUUUUUAUGUAACGGAAUAAUAAAGAGAGUAGAACCUACGCCGGGAUUGCUAAUAUAUUUAGCCCUGUGACAUUGGUGGCCAGUGUGGCUUCCGUCGGCCACAGUGUUUGGACGACAGGAGAUCGUCGGGGAUCAGACAUCGGCAGGACGUCGAUCCGUCAAAGUAGGAGAGGACUUUAGUUUUUGGGGAGGAAAGGAUUUGAGGAUUGUUGUGUUAGAGGAGGAUUUAAGAUCUGUGAGGAAAUAUAGGAUGUAGAUCGAACGUUUUUCAUAGGAUCUAAAAUCGGAGAAAGUUAGGAUCGGAGAGUUAUUGUGGAUAGGCCUAUUAGACAUCUAUCUUCAUGAUAUUCCAGGAUCCAAAGGUAUUGUCUUAAAAUCUGAUGCAUCAGUUUUAUUAAAAAGCUAACUAGCACAACUUUUCAACGUUUUUGUAAGUGUGCGCACACAAAGUUUGAAAUUUCUACGGAAUUUACGUUCCAUAGUGUAAUUUACACGACGUGAAAUUAUUACGAGGACCGGAGUGACUCAUCGCCAUUGGAAUGCGGAAGAAGUGGAAUUCUGAACUUUUAUUAGAUAUUUUCAGGUAACUCCUGGAAAAUAUCAAUUUGACUAGAUUAUUUUAUAUUGUGACAUUAUGUUUUGUGAUUGUGCUUAGUGUAAGUGUUUAGAUUUGUGUAUUUAGUCUUAAAAUUUUCUUGCGUGUCAUAGAUUUUCGCGAAUGUUUGUGUUUUGAAUUUUUUGCAAAGUGAAAAUCAAUUAGAUAUUUUGUGUAUAUUACUAGUUACUUAAGAGUAUCAAUAUAUAUUCUUGGUAUUUUUGAAAUCACACAGCGUCUUAGGGAAAUUUUGACUAUUUUUGUCUGAAUUUUUUUUGAAACCUUAGGAGUGUUUAUUUACUGAGUUAUCCCAAUCUUUGGCCUGAUUUAUUCUUGCCCAUCUUUUGAGCACUCUUUCUGUACCAUACUGUUUGCACAAAUUCUUUGCACUGCACAUAAUCUCAUAGAUGUAUGAUUGAGAAGAGGAGCGAAAGAGGUAAGUGAUACAUGUUACGUGUUGUGAUGUCAAUUUUGUGUUUCAGUUUGUGUUCACGUUAAUAUUAUUAGCAGACAAUCGUGUAAGAUAUAUAUAUUAUCCGUACAAUAAGUUUGGCAUUACGGUAUAGCGUGCGUUUGAUUUUUUUGAGCUUUGAAGUAUUAUUACGUACAAACCGGAAAUACUUAAGGAAAUAAAAGUACUGUAGUUAAGAAAGUACUGUAGAUAGUAGGAAUUAGUGGUAGAGUACCCUACUGAGUAUAGUGUACCCUACUUUGAGAAUUAUCAAAAUUAAGUGAGUGUUUUUGUGUUUGGUAAAAAUAUCAUACACAAUAUUUUCUACAGUUUGGCUGUUUACGUGAAUUUUUUCAAGGUUAUUUGGUGACCGAGCACCAAGUAGCUUGUACGGCUGUUAUUUUGGCACUCAGUAUUGACACUGCCAAACAAACAGUUGAUCGGUGAUUUUCAUAGUUUUCCAUAGGCAAUUAGUAAAAAAAUCAGUCGGAAAUACAUAUCUGAGAAAAACUGCAUUUGAAAAUAGUGUUAUUAGUGAAAUUUUCUAUAGUUAUACGAAUUGUUGAGGAAUUCUUCAAGGAGUAUAUUCUAUAGUGGUGGCCAGGUCAUAUUUAAUUCUAUCUUUAUUUCAGCUGCAGUAAUUUUUGAAUUUCAGCAAGUUCUGACUGUUAGUAUACACUUUCAGUAAUUACAGGUUGUUUGUAAUUUGUGUAUUUGUUUUAUUAUCUUUAGCCAUAGCAGGUAUUUACAAUGGCUGAAGGAGGGAAAGAUACCGGUGAGACUGGAUUAGAUAAAGACUCUUCUUUAUCUGAUGCUCAGUUGAAGCAGAUUUUAGAUGCACUUAAGAAGAGUGGUGAUUAUGUUGUUUUAACUAAAGAUGAGUUUGCAUCUUUACAGAAACCAGGAUUUACUAGUACACCUAACCCUACAGGUGCUAGAAAGAAACUUGCAGAGGUUAUUAAAGAGUCAAGAACACAGCCAAUUGAUAAUUCUCUGAAUGUUUCACAAUUUCAGGUUCCCAAAUAUGAGACGCCAAAGCUACCUUAUUUUUCAGGUGAUCAACCACCUUUGAAGGGUGAUGAAUCCUAUGAUGUAUGGAGAUUUGAAACAAAGUGUUUGAUUUCAGAAAAUUUACCUGAAAAUGUUAUUUUACAGGUUAUUCGCAGAUCUUUACGUGGUACUGCUAGACGUACUCUUAUUUCAGUUGGUGAACAUGCAUCAAGUAAAGAUAUUUUAGAUAAACUUGACAUUCUUUUUGUUGAAGUUUCAACAAAUGAAUCUGUCAUGCAGACUUUUUAUAAUGCUUCUCAGAAAGUUUCAGAGAAUGUGACUGCAUAUGGAUGCAGACUAGAGGCUUUAUACAAGUUGCAGUGGAGAGCGGUCAUGUUAGUUCUGUUGCUAGAAAUGAUAUGUUGCGUUCCAAAUUUUGGACAGGUUUACGUGACGAGAAGCUGA